Trametes versicolor FP-101664 SS1 is the source of this 1194-nucleotide messenger RNA. Its product is annotated as DEAD-domain-containing protein. The record is from RefSeq and is a predicted model, not a curated record. NCBI's taxonomy places the organism in Eukaryota, Fungi, Basidiomycota, Agaricomycetes, Polyporales, Polyporaceae. The transcript is spliced from 7 exons. Gene Ontology annotation, molecular function: RNA binding; RNA helicase activity; ATP binding. Bases 1 to 1194 code for a protein of 397 amino acids.
AUGGCUACCGAAGGAUCCCUCCAGGACCUCCAGGAGAAUGAGAUCGAGUCCAACUGGGACCAGAUCGUCGACAACUUCGACAACAUGGAGCUGAAGCCCGAGCUGCUCCGUGGUAUCUACGCCUACGGUUUUGAGCGCCCCUCUGCUAUCCAGCAGCGCGCCAUUGUCCCCGUCAUCAAGGGCCACGACGUCAUCGCGCAGGCCCAGUCCGGUACCGGAAAGACCGCGACGUUCUCGAUUUCCAUCCUCCAAAAGCUCGACCCGAACAUCAAGGGCACCCAGGCGCUCAUCCUCGCGCCCACCCGUGAGCUCGCCCAGCAGAUUCAAAAGGUCGUCAUCGCCCUCGGCGACUACAUGCAGAUCGAGUGCCACGCUUGCGUUGGCGGCACGAACGUCCGUGAGGACAUGGCCAAGCUCCAGGAGGGCGUCCAGGUCGUCGUCGGUACCCCCGGCCGUGUGUUCGACAUGAUCAACCGUCGUGCGCUGCGCACUGACAACAUCAAGAUCUUCUGUCUCGACGAGGCCGACGAAAUGUUGUCCCGCGGUUUCAAGGACCAGAUCUACGAGGUCUUCCAGCUCCUCCCCCAGGAUACCCAGGUCGUCCUUCUGUCGGCCACCAUGCCCGCCGACGUGCUGGAGGUCACCAAGAAGUUCAUGCGUGACCCCAUUCGGAUUCUCGUCAAGCGCGACGAGCUGACCCUCGAGGGUAUCAAGCAGUUCUACAUCGCUGUCGAGAAGGAGGAGUGGAAGCUGGACACGCUGUGCGAUCUUUACGAGACCGUUACGAUCACCCAGGCCGUCAUCUUCUGCAACACGAGGAGAAAGGUCGACUGGCUCACGGAGAAGAUGCACUCGCGGGAGUUCACCGUGUCUGCCAUGCACGGCGACAUGGACCAGAAGCAGCGCGAGCUCCUGAUGAAGGAGUUCCGUUCUGGCUCUUCGCGUGUGCUGAUCACCACGGAUCUGCUCGCGCGUGGAAUCGACGUGCAGCAGGUGUCCCUGGUCAUCAACUACGACCUUCCCACCAACCGCGAGAACUACAUUCAUCGUAUCGGUCGUGGCGGUCGUUUCGGACGGAAGGGUGUCGCCAUCAACUUCGUCACCACGGAGGAUGUGCGGAUGCUGCGUGAUAUCGAACAAUUCUACAACACCCAGAUUGAUGAAAUGCCUCUUAACGUCGCCGACCUGAUUUAG